UUCGACUCAAUGCGCUAACAGUUUUCUUUCAACUCUCUGUUUCGUUGAUUGCAAAGUUUAUUGAUCGAUGGCAUCACCAUUGUGUGUAACUUUGACUGUGGUCAUAAUAAUCAUUAUCACAUCAGAAGUUAAGACAACAUUUGGCAUCAGUUAUAGUUAUGCAGGACAAGGUGACGGAGCCAGAGCAACUGUUGAGCCAGAUGUCUUACCUGCCUUGCAGCCAAAAUCUGCAGGGUACACAAAGACAAUGUGUAACGUGCAAUACACAAUUACCUAUGGUUACUCGCGCUUCCACGUGUGGAAUAAUUACGCGGAAAUUUCUCAGUCUGAUGGUGUAGUCUCCACUACCCUUAGGUUCACUGUGAGGGCUGCCAGCGACGCUCACAUUCUUCUGGCGCCAAGUGAUAAUGCAACUAUAGGGCAUCCAGUUUACGAGAUCGUACUUGGUGCCGGCAGAAAUACAUUUUCUGACAUCCGUCGAGCUCUUCGAACGGGCACAAAAUCUAAUUUGCAAACACCAGAGUUGCUUUCCGGCUUUGAGCCACGUAGCUUCUGGAUCCGCUUGUCAGGCGAUGGCACUAUCGGCGUGGGUAAAGAGGGUGACGACACACCUUUCAUGGCAUGGCAAGACCCUCAGCCACUAAAGAUCAAGUUUUUUGCCUUCUGCACUUGGAACGGUGUGUUCGGAAAAUGGGAGUACAACUGUCCUAAGAAAAACACAACCCCCAACAGUUCAAAUAAUGAGCCUCCAAUACCUGUACCUACAGAGCCUGAACCAAACGCGGAAGCCAGACUAACGGAUGCGGAGCGCUUGCGAAGAAAUCUCUUCGGUGAUUACAACCCUUACACAAUCCCAACAUUAAAACACAGUCCUACCCUGAAAAUAUAUGCUGCGUUUGUGCCUCAAAACAUCGAUAUUAUUGAAAAGGAAAGCACUGCAAUCCUGCUUGGACAAUUGGCAUUGACCUGGAAGGACGAAAAACUGAGGUGGAAUCCUGCUGAUUAUGACGGAAUUAAUCAUAUCACCGUGCCAACAGGUCAAAUUUGGAUUCCAGAACUUAUUCUUUACAAUGCUGCCGACGGAAAAGGCUGUGAUCUAAUGAGUGCACUAUCGCUUCUCCAUGUUGACUGCAACGGGACAGUAUACUGGACACCAAAGACACAAAUGAAGGCACUAUGCAACCUAAAUUUGGAGUUUUGGCCCUUUGAUAAGCAAGUGUGCACCUUCACACUUGGCGUCUGGGGCCAGUCGGACAAAGUGAGCCUUAAAAAUAUGGUGGAUGAGUCAGGAGUGACAGAUUUUUCGACAACUGGAAUAGAAAAAGCCCAAUGGGUCUUGGAAGAGCUGACUCUUCACGAGCAAGCAGAAAAUGAUUUGCAUCCAUAUUUUGAGGACAAAUAUUAUAGUGACGAGAGUGAACAAGACGAUGCAGAUGAUGAUGAUAUUGAAAUGAAAAACACAGCCUUGGAGUUUAAAGUCAAACUUCGACGGAGCAAUGGAAUUUACACUUGGACAGUUUUUGCACCUUUAUACGUGGUGCUCAUUUUUAUCGCUGCCUCAUUUUGGAUGGAAACAAACCAAUCAUACCGGCUGUUUUUUGGCCUGAUCUGCUUGACGACCAAUUUUAUAGUUUUGAUGAGCUUUUUCUCACAGUUUCCUGGAGAAGUGAGCAAAACUCCUCAUAUAAUUUCAAUGUAUUCCAACGCCUUGAUUCUAUCAACCUUUUCGAUUUUGACUACCAUCGUUGUCAUGCUAACUAGUGAAUGCAAGUCUGAAUCAGCACCACCACCAAUCAUCCUUACAUUCCUGUCAUAUUUGCCAGAUAUUGUGACAAAUAUGCACCGCGUUCAUCGUUACCCCGUAAAUACACAAAUUAAAAAAUUAAAGAAUUCAGAUUGAAGCUGAAUGUAAGGUCCUUGCUCGGGUUGUAGAUCCCAAUGUUGAAAUGCAACUCCUUCUCACGCAGGAUCAGCCGGUAUGUCAACCGGAAUCUAUGUGAGAAAAAUUUUGUUUAUAAAAAAAAAAAAAUUGGAAAUGAUAAAUAAUUAAAUAAUUUGUUGUCUGUAAAGACAAUUUCAUGAAAUAUUUUAUUUCAAGACAGAAGUAAAAAUUUUAGAAUUUUUUUAGAAUAUAUUUUCUGUUUUUCUGCCAUCCUAAAAUAUGUAUUUGG
Neocloeon triangulifer is the source of this 2171-nucleotide messenger RNA. Its product is annotated as neuronal acetylcholine receptor subunit beta-3-like. The transcript has 10 exons. Gene Ontology annotation, molecular function: extracellular ligand-gated monoatomic ion channel activity; neurotransmitter receptor activity; transmembrane signaling receptor activity. Lineage: Eukaryota; Metazoa; Arthropoda; Insecta; Ephemeroptera; Baetidae. Gene Ontology annotation, biological process: regulation of membrane potential; nervous system process; monoatomic ion transmembrane transport. Gene Ontology annotation, cellular component: membrane; neuron projection; synapse. The record is from RefSeq and is a predicted model, not a curated record. Bases 68 to 1900 code for a protein of 610 amino acids.